AUGUCAGCGUACCUUCAUGAUGACGAACUGUCGGCGAUCGUCAUCGAUAACGGUUCGGGCAUGUGCAAGGUGGGAUUCGCGGGAGACGACGCCCCAUUGAGUGUAUUUCCUAGUAUUGUUGGACGACCGAAACAUCAGGAUGUGAUGCCGGGCGUGGUUCACAGGGACACAUACGUGGGUGAUGCGGCACAGGCCAUGCGAGGCGUGCUCAACCUUCGCUACCCCAUCGAACACGGCAUUGUAACAGACUGGGACGACAUGGAACGCGUGUGGCAACAUGCGUAUUACGACGAGCUUCGAGUUGACCCCGAAGAACGACCAAUACUCGUGACAGAGGCUCCACUGAACCCGAAAUCAAACCGCGAAAAAAUGUUGGAAAUCAUGUUUGAAAAGUUUAAGCACCCAUGCUUUUACGUCGCCGUACAAGCCGUUUUAUCUCUAUACUCAUCUGGGCGCACCACGGGGAUAGUUCUUGAUUCCGGUGACGGGGUAACACACACUGUCCCCAUCUAUGAAGGUUACGCUCUGCCACACGCUAUAUUGCGUAUUGACCUGGCGGGACGCGACCUCACUGAAUACCUUAUGAAGAUACUAACCGAACGUGGAUACUCAUUUACAACCUCUGCUGAACGAGAAAUUGUCCGAGAUAUCAAAGAAAAACUGUGCUAUGUUGCUUUUGACUUUGACGAAGAGAUUAAGAAGUCUGUGUAUACGGAUAGUAUUGAGCGAACAUAUGAAUUACCGGAUGGAGAAAUAAUCACAGUAGGCAGCGAGCGUUUCAGAUGCCCGGAGGCCAUGUUUCAGCCGUCGUUUCUAGGGAUGGAGAUGCCUGGGCUUCACGAAUCCGUGUACAAUUCUAUAGUCAAAUGUGAUGUCGAUCUUAGGAAAGACUUGUAUGCAAACAUACUUCUCUCCGGAGGCUCGACGGUAUUUACGGACAUCGCUGCACGCAUGCUUCACGAGGUGUCCUGCAUCGCGUCCCGGGGAACCAAGGUGAAGGUGAUAUCGCCACCCGAGCGAAAGUACUCCGUAUGGAUCGGCGGCUCCAUCCUGGCGUCCCUCUCGUCGUUUUGCCAAGCUUGGAUUACAAGCGAGGAGUACAAAGAGAGUGGCCCCGCCAUCGUGCAUAAAAAAUGCUUUUGA
This is a messenger RNA of Mya arenaria, 1143 nucleotides long. Its product is annotated as actin-5-like. The transcript has 3 exons. The record is from RefSeq and is a predicted model, not a curated record. Bases 1 to 1143 code for a protein of 380 amino acids. NCBI's taxonomy places the organism in Eukaryota, Metazoa, Mollusca, Bivalvia, Myida, Myidae.